Messenger RNA from Cyprinodon tularosa, 6377 nucleotides. Its product is annotated as leukemia inhibitory factor receptor-like. Gene Ontology annotation, molecular function: protein binding. NCBI's taxonomy places the organism in Eukaryota, Metazoa, Chordata, Actinopteri, Cyprinodontiformes, Cyprinodontidae. Bases 234 to 3140 code for a protein of 968 amino acids. The record is from RefSeq and is a predicted model, not a curated record. The transcript has 18 exons.
CCACUCUGGAGACGCUGGGAAGAGGCACCAACUGGAACAGACCAAAAGGCGAGGGCAAAAACCUACACAGACUGUAAAAACGACUGGAAAUACUGGACAUACAUUUCAAAGAGCGUCGAAAGAAUUACUUUCGACCCUAAGAGGUCUCUUUCAUCCUUCAGUUAGCUCUCUGGGUUGUUAAGCUUGAUGUCACAAUAGUGUAGUGGACCGGCAUUAACAGGCGUUGGACGAUUAUGGCUUGUUUACUCAAAAGCACCAUCUCCAAGUCUGACUGCAGACCUUUCUGGGUCGUCGUUCUUCUCCUUGGCAUCUCAGCUGAAAACACUCAAGCUAAAACUGUCCUGGCUGUACCCCAGCAUGUGAGCCUUUCAGCUAACUAUCCCACUCAGCAACUAUCCAUUUCCUGGUUUGGAGGAAAGGCCCCUAUCUUUGAAAUCAUCAUUUUGAGAACAGAAUUUAAUGAAACCGUCUUUUAUGACACGGUCUCUGCUGUAGUGAACCAGGAUGGUGGUCAGCACCAAUGGACCUGGACGUCUGUGGAACCUCUGGAGUGUACAUCACUAUCAGUCAAAAUCUGCUCAAGGGAAGGAAAUGCAAGAAGUGAAUGGAGUGAACCUCAGAUCCUGGAAGGAAGAGAUAUCCCCAGCAACAGUGACGCCCAGAUGUAUCCCCAUAGCAAAGUUGUGUCUGUAGGGUCCAACACAACCUUCUGUUGCAUUGUUGCGGCGGGAAUGGAGCUAAAAAAAAUCUACUAUGGAGGAACACUCAUGAACGUGACACGUUUGAGUCGACGAAGUUACGCCACCACAGCUGUUAAUCAAAAAGCAUCUCAGCCGUCUGGAACCAACGUUUUCUGUCUUCCACAUAGCAGAAAUGUAAUAUCAGGAGCCGUCAUCUUUGUUGGAUAUCCACCUCGACCCAGCAAGUUAUCUUGUGAGACUCAGGACUUGAUCUCAGCUGUGUGUCACUGGGAUGAGGGACCAGACACCAAACUGUAUGGCAAUAGGACAACUCGAUACUCUAUAAACAACAGGUACUGUCCUCAGAAGAGCUGUGGGACACCUCAGUGGGACGGUAGCUGGACUCUGGUGGCUGUUAAUCCUCUUGGUCAGUACACUCUGACUGACUCAGCGGAACUUGAUCACAGAGUGUGCCCCGUAGAACCAGUUAACCUGACUGCUGUUGUUCAAAUCUUUAAUGUGACUGUGCAUUGGAAGUGGAAAUACGACUAUUCCAACCACGAGCUUGUCUGCCAGGUUGAACUAGUGAGCAGUAAUACAACGCUUAGAAAUUUCUCAGGUAAGGGUUUGCACUCUGUGGUUCUGCUGGAUCUCCACUUUGAUGAGGAAUACAGAGUUAAAGUCCGCUGUGGAUCCCAGAAGCAUUUCUGGAAGUGGGGAAGCUGGAGCAAAGCAGUUACCUUUAAAACCAAACCCUAUGUUCCAGAUUCCCCUGAUGUGUGGCUCUGGGUGAACAGAGACAGUGGACAAAUUAUUUGGAAGCCUCUGACAAGGUGGCAGAGCCGCGGUCAAAUCAAAGGAUACCAGGUUACCUUUUGGAGCCCUGGAGAAAAUGAACCAAGUGUGAAGUUUUUAUCUGCAGGAAAUAACUUUUUGUCAGUUAACCUCACACGAUGGGCUUCAUUCAGCGGUGAUAACAAACUCAAUGCAACAGUGACUGUGAAAGCCGUGGGAGGGGUGUCUCAGCCUUCAAACGUACCAUUGCGAUUGACAGGUGAGGAGCCCUCCGCUUUGGAAAAGACUGUCUAUACAAGCAGUGGUUUCCCUUUGAGCUGGCAGCACAACAGCAACAGCACAUGCAGUUAUUUGGUCGAGUGGUGUGAUGCCUUUUGUAUGCAUGACUGCCCUGUGGACUGGAUCAGACUGGACGCUGGAAAGACUAACGUCUCUAUUCAGUCUGCCAACUUCCAGCCUGGUGUGAGGUACAACUUUUCCCUCUACAGCUGCCCGUCAGAUUUCCCUGUACUCAUGCGGCGCUGGAUAGGAUACAUGCAGGAGCUGGUCCCGUCCAGCUCUGUCAAUCUGGAGACUACUCAGCAGGACUGUGAUGUCGUCCUUACCUGGGAUGAGAUUCCAUUGGCUAACAGGAGAGGAUUCCUCCAGGGGUACAAUGUUUACAUCAGCAACGGUUCUCAGCUCAUACUUCUUGCAAAUCUGAACAUAGGAACAGGAACAUACACUGUAAAGGGUCUGUCUGGAAGCACCCAUAAGUUUACUGUGAAGGCCUACACGUCUGCAGGCGAAGAUACAGGUGGAACUGCUGCCAUAUCAAUGAAGGAAUGUGGAGAUGGACUGAUUCUGGAAAUUCUGGCCUCUUUGGGAAUGGUAACCCUGUUACUGGUGACGGCUGCCUACUUCUGCUACAAAAAAAGAGGAUGGGUUAAAAAGGCCUUCUAUCCAGACAUACCUGAGCCCAAGCUCCCGGGUGAUUGGUCCAGGACACGGGGGCCAUUGGACUUGAAGCCAGCUCCCCAUAGUAUGGUCAACAUCAUAGAGAAACCUGAGCGAGAUUUAAUUAAAGAUGCCCUAAUUGCCAUUGCAGAGGAAGAAGAGAUUGAUGCAGGGGACGGAAUUGGUGAUGAGCCAGUAGACACAGAUGAGCCGCAGUCGUUGCGUUACUACAACCAAGUGGUUGAUGAGCGCCCCAUAAGACCUCGCUUUCCAGACUCCUCGGUUUCCUCCUCAUCUUCUGUAGAUUCAGCAAACACUGAUGUGACCUACACAGGUAUUCAGACAUCCUGCUCUUCUUUGGUCUUCCCUUCGGACUCUCAAAGCCCGUCUGAGGUCUUCCAGCCGCACCACGGUCUCCCUGUAAGCAGCGGGGACAGAGGAGGGGGUUACCAGCCACAGAUGCAUCCAGUAGCCUCAGCCUCCUCUGAGCCUCUUGAAGAGCCACAGGCUCUUAGCUCUGGAGGCUACAAGCCACAGAGUUCCUGGCUUUUAGACUCUCCAAGAGAGGCUGAUGAAAAGAUGAGCCCCACCCACUCGCUGGGUUCACCCACCUCUGUAUCUUCCUCACAGUUCCUCCUGCCUGAUGGAGAGGAGCAUAAAGAAGAAAGACAAGCAUCAUCAUCGGCAGCAGCCUGGUUCACCAACCUGCUGUCAUCUGCAAAACCGUGACAUUUCAUGGUUGGACAGAAUAACCUUACCCUUUUUCUGUUACUUGUGCCUCAAAUCAACAUGCAAGGAAGAAUCCUCCCUUACAAUGUAGUCCUGCAAUUGAAAAAUCAUUAAAGGUAUAGGGGAGGAUUGUCCAGAAUUUUCUUUUAAAAACUGCCCUCUCCACAUGCACAGCCAUGUGUGUGCUCCCGAGAGGGAACGCCUAUUAAACCUGUGCAAGAGCAUGCAUGAGCCCAUUUCUCCUCGUUGUAGUAGCGGUGAUGUGAAAUAGGUUUCUCCAAAGAGCAUGCCAAACUUAAGCUGUUCAGUAGAAACUUCGCAACCGAGGCAUCAGUGGGAAGCCCGACAUGCACUUUCAGUGUACGUUAUCAUGUAAAAGAACCACCCAAAAACACCCUGGUGUUGUUGCUCUCUUCUGAGGCUUUUCUCUCCUUCUUAUAAACUUCGUAGACACUUUUUCUCUUACCACCCUCUGCCAUUUUCAAAGUACCGCAGUGAGAGAGGUGAGCUUCAGUGACCGUCUGAAACCGUAGCUCACCAUAGAUAUACGCCUGAAAGCGUGCAUGCACAGAAAUGUAUCACCAGAAUGAAUAACAAUUAGGUGAAGCACUUCAUUUAGGGACCCACCCAUAAAAAGAACAUCCUCCACUAUACCUUUAAGGUAAAAAAAAAAAAGGGGUGGACAAGUUUUUUUUUUUUUAUAAAAGAUGUCUUUCCUUUGGUGGAGUAUAGAUCAAAUGUACAUAAGAAAAAGUAUUCUUUGAACAAAUUUCUACAGUUUUCAUUUUAUCUCUUUGCUUAUACAAUGUGUCUGCCCCUAUGAAAAAAACAGAGUUAUUAAAUUAUUUUACGAUAUGGCCAGUAUCUCAAAAUUUUUUUUUUUUAUGUAAGCUUUUACUUGCAGUCCUCCUAAAAACUGGGAAUGAAAACAAGUUUGAAAUCCUCCAAGAGCUCAAGAAACAUAGGUUUUAAACACUAUAACAAAAGUAAUUCAGGGUUCAGUCUUUUUCUGUGAAUGCAUGAAUAUUACAUUAUGAGAAAAGCAUGCAUACACAAACAAUCCCUGGAAUAAGUAAGCUAAAAUGUUCGAAUCUAAACACAGUACAGCAAAACUACAUAUUGUGGUUUGAUUUUUAAAUAAAUGCCAAAAAAACGGAACCAAUUAUGGCCUUAUCUUAUCCUAGAUGUACAUGUUUUGUCUCGUCAGUUAGCUUAUGGACUCAUCCUAAAUUGGUAAUUGUCUUUACUGUGUCUGGAGUUGUAGCUUAGUAGUAAGUACCGCUAAUCUGAUGAGACGCAUCAAGGGAGCUCACUAUUGCUGCAACUUCAUGAUUACAUGUGUCAGAACAAAAUGUAAUAUUCAUCACAGUAUGCAGCCCUCUGCAUUUUUUAUAACCCUUGGUGAAGAUGUUUAAUUUUGUUUUUUUUUGCAGUAGUAGUAUGAUACUGGAGAAACACUAUGUUGCUUUGAUAAAGUGCUUUGGUUUAAGCAAAUCUUUUUCUUUAUCGUUAUCUCAAUGUAGAGUACUUCUCUCUGUUGGGUUUCUGCUGUCAUAAAAUGGGUUACUGAAAAAGUAUAUGUCAGAUUACUUUAACAUUAAACAAUAAUACUUAAGUGGCUUCCAUUUUAAAGUUUUUUAAAUUACUGUUUAAACUAAGGUGCACUUAUAAAGAAGUGGUGUUUUCUGUUGUGUUCUGGACAUGUGUUGGGGUUGAACCUGUCAGAUAUACACUAAAAUAAGCUAGAACAUUAUAAUUUAUGAACUCAUGUCAAUGAUUGAGCAAAUUGUUGUUUCUAUUGAGAGCUUUCGUUUUUUGUCUUCCAUGACCAGUAGAGUUUACUAACUUCAGGCCAGUGUCUUCUUUCAAAGCUGUGCUGUGCAUUGUUGAGAUGAUUAUGGGUAUUAAAUGUUUUUCGAAUAUUAAGAUCAUCCUCCGUGUAUGGAGCGCAAAUGUCCAAAAUGCACUGUGUGGACUUACAGAUCAUACUGGACUUAAGAUGUGUAAAAGAUGCACUAUUAAUUUUUGUGCUUUGUUCAGUUUUUUUUUGUUUUAUAUGUAAGGUCUCUGUUUCAUGUAAAUUCACUACAGCUUAUGUUUUAUUUUCAUUUCAAAUGCAUUACGCCACUUUGUGUUUUUAUAGUUGUAGAAAUGGGACCAAGAAGAAACCUUAAUAUCAUAAAAUAAGGUUCUAAAUUGUUAUUCAGCUUUUGUUUGGUGAAAGAUAAAAAGUUUGGGAAAAUUACUUUGGAAAUUCAGCAGAGCAUCCUAUUUUAAAGGGCAAAUAUGACCCUUUCAUCCGUUCCCUUUCAGUUGUAUUUUAAGUGGUAGCUCCUUGUAGUUAUAAAUUUUCGUAUGUUCUCAAAUGGAGAGUAAAUAAUCGUGAAAGAAAACCAGCAUACCCAAGGCAACUGAAAAUCAUCUUAAUUUGUAAACUAACCCUACUUAGUUCAUAUCAAAUGGAAAUCCAAGGCAUUAACACCAAAUCUUGAGGUGAAAUUUAAGGUUCAGGUUGAUGUUAAUGAGGUUAUUUGUUCAUGGAUUUGAGACUUGACAAUCCAGAAUUCUGUAGUUGGCCCAGUCUGAUUGUAAUUUGCCACAGUGUCAAGUAGCAACCUUUAGCUGUGUCCAAGUUUUGAUCAACUUCACAACAACUGUGUCGCUAGAUGUCAGCAAACCAAAAAAGUAAUUGUACAGAUCUCACUUUAUUCCACAUAGUCUGUGACUGUUGAAAUUAUAUUACAUAGACACUAAAUCAUCAAGUUCCAUCAGACCAUAUUUAGUUAACCAGCCAUUGUUUUGUUCUUCUAUCAGUUAGUUGAAGAGAAACUAGGAUAUUCAUAGAGCAGCUGUAGUUUAAUGUUAUGUCCAUCAUUGGUGCAGAUACUAGGGGGGGGGAAAGUGCUCUCCUGAUGUUUAAGUUUAUAUUUAUCUUAAAUCCAAAAUCUGAAAUAUUAAUUAUCCGGGUUAUUUUUGGAUAGAUGUGCCUCAUCCAUCAAUUUUUCAUUGAUCAUUAUGAUUAUAGUUUUCUUUUUUUUGCAGUUAAUUGCUCACAAAUCCAUGUGAUAUUCCUACUUUUAUUUUUGUUUAUUUCAAAGAGAAUAUUUUCUGUUUCCAGCCAUAGCUGUAUGAGAGGCUUCAAGCUGGUGUCCAUGUAAACAUUGUCAUCCUGUGUAUGGUAGUAGAAAGACUCCUGUUUUAGAAUCAUGCAUUUUAAAAUUGCUUGUCUGUCUAGAA